Messenger RNA from Xenia sp. Carnegie-2017, 1219 nucleotides. RefSeq lists its product as uncharacterized. The record is from RefSeq and is a predicted model, not a curated record. NCBI's taxonomy places the organism in Eukaryota, Metazoa, Cnidaria, Anthozoa, Malacalcyonacea, Xeniidae. The coding region runs from base 236 to 778 and encodes 180 amino acids. The transcript is spliced from 6 exons.
CCAGGCGCCAUCUUGUUGUGUCACGUUGUUGUCUUUGAAAGUUUUGUUUCAUUGUCGUACCUGGAGGAGAACUUAAAGCUUUAUCGCAGUGAAUAGCCGUGGCCCAGUGUCAUAUACAGCUGUUUUGGCAAGCCGCGUAGGACGUGAAAUAUGACGAUUUCAAAUACACGUUCAAGUUGAGAAGUAGAAUGCAGCAAUUGUGAAGUUCAUAGGGGAAAUUGUGUUUUAGAAGAAGAUGUCCAUGGAUCUUGAUGCAAAAUUGAAUCAUUCCGAUUUACAAAAUUUGACGAAACAAUGUAUUUCAUGUAAUCGCGAGAUGCCAAUAUCGAGUGAAUCGUGCAUCUGUGGUCACGUCUUGUCCGACAUCAAGUCUUUGGAAGGAAAGAGAUAUUCGGGGUACAGAGAAGAACUCUACAGUCGACUGGAAAUCAAAAGAAUUUUACAAGAUCACGCUAAACCUCGUCGACCGAGGUUAAAACAAGCGAAAACAAUUCCUGCCAAACAGGAUUACGUCACUCGAACUACUUUACAUAAGCCACAGAUGAAACGACGCCACAAACGAAAGUCGCCAAGCAACCAUUUGGUUGCCCCAACGAAACACUACAGCACAUACAAAGGCAACAACGUGCGUUUAUCUGAACAAUCAAAGGUAGAAGAUAAUCCAGAUUUGUGUUAUCUUAAUCCACGGUUCAAUUUUAAAGACGCUCUAGAAGAUAUUAACAAACGAUUAACGAGUCAAACGUCCUUUUGGAUUAGUUUGGUAAAGGAUUUGCGGUGAUACACCAUGUUCGCCAUAACUUCUUCAUCCAUGUUAAUCCCUGAUUCCACAUGCGAAAUUUAUGGCGAGAAAAAUCACAAUAGCUCUCUUCCCAAAUGCGUCAGAUUAUUUUUGGGGAAUCAUGCUUUUGGAUUUUGUGUUUCACGUAUUCCAACUUUUAAAUGAGCAUUUUUGGACUCUAUAAACAUGAAAUUGAAAAUAUAUCAAAUUAUUCAAGUUUUCGUGAUAGUAAAUAGAAAUUCAUAUUAAUACUUGUGUUCUCGCAGACCAAAAUUCAUUGUUUGAACAAACAUCAUUGGUCGUGAAAGUUCGUGUUUUCUACCAAUGAGUGACGGAUCUAGCAUUAAAAUGUUACAGCUACUCAUUGUUAAAAUAAGCAUACCUUCAUAACAAUGCUAUUGGAUUUGAAUUCCUGUAAAGAAUAAAAUUUUAACUAUUGAA